This is a messenger RNA of Betta splendens (Siamese fighting fish), 3015 nucleotides long. RefSeq names its product chromosome 19 C10orf90 homolog (gene c19h10orf90). The transcript is spliced from 10 exons. The record is from RefSeq and is a predicted model, not a curated record. Bases 603 to 2747 code for a protein of 714 amino acids. Gene Ontology annotation, cellular component: centriole; cytosol; centrosome. Gene Ontology annotation, biological process: regulation of centriole replication. NCBI's taxonomy places the organism in Eukaryota, Metazoa, Chordata, Actinopteri, Anabantiformes, Osphronemidae.
CCGUUUUUCCAAAGACGGCCUUGCCCAAGUCACACGGUUUAAAUAGAGGCUUGAGGAUAGCUGCGCCUCAUCACCAGCCAGCGACCACGAGAUCACAGCGAGGAGCUGAAACGGGGACUCCGACAAAGCCGCGCUCUAAGGCAGUAAGUGAAUUAUUGUGUAACGCGGAUAAUCUGCUCAUUAGUGGUGUCUAAUCUUUUUUUUAUCAGGAAGUUUGAUCUGAUCUUUCAGCUUUACCGAUCAAACUGCUUUAAAUGGAGCUCUUGUUACUGUAAGAACCGACCCGUGAAUGAGCUGUGCUCCUUUCAGCCCGCCUUCCUCUGCGCUGGAUGCUCAGUAAGUCCUUUGUCCGUUAAAGCAUCCCUCUCACUGCUCCAUGCAUGGGUGGAGACGGUACUAGUGGGUACCACCUAGUUCAUACCAGGACCGAGACUCUUUACAGAGGCCAGAAGAGACUUGGAAGCAGGUGAAAACAAAUGGGUGGUCACUCACCGGUAAGUCACAGCUCUAUGAUUGACGUGUGGGGUGGAGCAAAACGAAGGGCUCAUUCUCUUCAUCAUGUCGGAUGUGAAACAAAGAUGCCGCCCGGCAUCUAGACGGCCAUGGCUCUCCGCAGGGGGGCUCCAGAGGACGCCCGCCUCCCACGCGCACCCCGGCCCCGCAGCGCCGUGGACGGCCGCCAGCUGGACGCCUGGCUGGAGCACCCGCGGGGGCUGCGGGGCGACCCUCCGGCGGGCCCCGGGCCCCGGGCGGCGUGGCCGCCGGGGACCCCCCCCCUCGGCGGGCGCUCGUCCUCGUGCGGGAGCUGCACCCAGUGUGGGAGCCUGGAGUCCCUCCACAGCGGCCUCCUGGCUCCUCCGGAGGCCAGAGGGAGCUGGGAACGGGCUCGUCUGGUGCAGGCUGCGAGGAAGCAGCAGCCCCAGAUCAGCGGCCUCAGCCAGGUCAGGACCGGGUGGCUGCCGGUCCAAAGCAGAGUGACCGUGGUGUCGGACCCGUCUGUUGGGCAGGUCAAAGUGAAGCAGCCCAUCACCCCCGUGUUUCAGAGGUCACGAGCGCCGCCCACGGCAGAAGAUGGAGACGCGGAGCGGCGCCGCGCCGGCCGGGGUUCCUCGGGCGCAGGGACGCCUCCCGAUCCUGAACAGAGGCCGGAAAACCGAUGGUCUCCCGCGACGGAGGGCGACAGACCUGUGAGCUGGCAGGUGCUGCGGAGGGGCUGGAACAGCAGCAGAGGGCCUGUGUCCCCUGGAGGCCCCCCGGCCACGGAGCCCCCCGACAGGAAGACAGCAGGCGGCCCAGAGCCCCUCCGUCAGGCGGCCGCGGCUCCGCCCUGGAGUCGACGGGCGCCGCCGCCAGGGCCGAGCGCCGCCGACGCGCUCCAGUCUCAAACCGCCUUCAACGGGAGAAGUGGCGUGCUGCCCGUGAGGGCCACGGCUCCUCUGUGCACAACAAACACGCAGACCAGCUCUGCCGCCUUCUCCUCCCUCACCGUCUCCUCCAGGAAGGUGGGCCGGUCGGCCAGCCUCCCCGGGGACGCGGACCCGCCGGGCCCCCGGGUCACGGUGCGGCGCGGUGCCGCCAUAGCGGAGGUCGAGGAGCAGAGGGUGACGCGCGGCGCGGCCCGUGCGGCGGCGGACGCGGUGGUCCUGAGGCGGAAGGCGACGGUCAUCAAGGUGAGCGAGCGCGGGCAGAGGUGCCGACACAGCUACACGGAGGGAGUGUCUGCAGACAGCGGCACGUGGAGCGGUCCUCAGCUCAACGCAGGGCCUCAGGGUCAACUAGAGUCCACGCAGAGGCAGCAGGCGCCUCCACGGGCGCCUCCACGGGCGCCUCCUGCCCAGCCAGGCCCAGGCGGAACCGUACAGAGAUCCACUCUGAGGAUCGUCCUGAGUCACCCCUCUCCCAGCGCGGCACCCCCUCCCCCAGAGGCCCCUCCUGAGGCUGUGGGACGGAGGUCGGUCCGGCCGCUGAGCUGGUACGGCGCCGGGGCGGGACACGCCGCGCCACCACCCGGAGCCAGGAAGUGCAGCCUGGACCUUCCGCCAGAGCCCAGCGUGAGCGGCUUGACGAGCAGCGGAGCCGGUCGGCCAGUGGGCGACAACACUGAGGCUCCAGGGAGCAGAGCACCCCCCUGUUUAACUCUUAUCGAGGCACCAGAUCCCCGCUCGCGUCAGACUCCGGAGGAAGUGCUCGCCCUCAACGCGGCCGCCAUCAUAGCAAACAUCAAACUCCAACGGCAACUGAGUAAGAAGACAACGCAGCCGGAGACGGAGCGGACCUCUCCACAGGGAGAAGCAGUGACAGAUGAGAGGAAAAGCCCUGAUGGCGGCCUGAGUCGGCCUCCUGCUGGACUCCUGGAUCUGGGCCCUGAGGGGUCACCGGCCCCCGUCUCCCUCCAGGAGGCGCUGCAGAGGUCCAGGCCCGACUUCGUGGCGCGGUCCCAGUGCCGGGUGCGAGAGCUGGAGCGGAGGUCACGGGAGAGAAGGGAAUCGGGACCUCGGACGGGAGCCGUGGAGCAGAGGUGGACCCGCCGCGGCCGCGCCGCCGCCCUCAAAGAGAACGCUUUAAAUCCCAGCGAUGGAGCCGGUAAUGGUGGAGAGAUGCAGCUCGGGUCCAAGCGGCUGCUGGAGGAGGUGACGGGGAAGAAGGAGGACGAGCAGAAGAGCGAGCCGCUUUUGAGCAACCGGCAGAAAGUGGCGCUUUUCAGAAAGAAACUGUUGGAUCACCUCCUUCAAAGGAGCAACAGCUGAAUUAGUGGCGGCGAUGAUGACGAUGAUGAUGAUGAUGAUGCGACGAAGCCUGAAGUGUUCAUGACGGACCGAUGAGCCGGCGUUUUGACCUUUGAGUCUGAUGCUAAGAAAUCAAUGUAGGUCAUGAGACAGCUCUAGUUGACCUUUGACCCUCGCUGGCUUGUCUUGUGUAACGUCGUCCCAUUUGCUGUAUCACUGCCAUAGCUUGUUUUGCUGUUCGCCUCGCAUGUUCUGUCAGAUGCACAAUAAAAAAUGUUGAUAGGCCGCG